This is a messenger RNA of Suhomyces tanzawaensis NRRL Y-17324, 1707 nucleotides long. It is a transcript of the gene GNP1, whose product is annotated as amino acid transporter. The record is from RefSeq and is a predicted model, not a curated record. Gene Ontology annotation, cellular component: membrane. The transcript has a single exon. Lineage: Eukaryota; Fungi; Ascomycota; Pichiomycetes; Serinales; Debaryomycetaceae. Gene Ontology annotation, molecular function: amino acid transmembrane transporter activity. Gene Ontology annotation, biological process: amino acid transmembrane transport. The coding region runs from base 1 to 1707 and encodes 568 amino acids.
AUGAAAGACAUCGAGCUCAAGCCCAUCUCCUCCGAGGUGAAGGGCAACUUCUCGUCCACAGCGUCCGAGGACGCCCAGUUCUCCAACGACGCUCCCUCCUCCGGCUGGGAGCGCUUCGUCGACAGCUUCCGUCGCCAGGAAGCAUCCGAGGCUGCAGGUAAACAGCUCCAGAAAGGUAUCAGCAAAAGACACUUGAUCCUCAUGGCCUUGGUCACAGGUGUGGGUACCGGGUUGUUGGUCGGUUCCGGAAAGGUGUUACAUAACGCAGGUCCCCUCUUCUUGAUCAUAGGGUACGCCAUCGUCGGCUCGUUCUUGUACCCCACCUUGCAGGCUGCUGGUGAGAUGGCUGUCAACUACAGUGAUCUUUCUGGAGGCUACAACAAUUACCCUCGUAAGUUCGUCGACGAGUCGUUGGCGUUCGCCAUCACCUGGAACUACUGCAUCCAGUGGUUGUCCGUCAUUGCCAUCGAGUUGGUCACCGCUGCCAUCACCAUCCAGUACUGGACCACCAAGGUCAACCCCGACGUGUGGGUGUUGAUCUUCUACAUCGUGGUGUUGUUCAUCAACUUCUACGGCUCCAAGGGUUACGGAGAGGGUGAGUUCGUGUUGGGUUCCUGUAAGUUGUUGAUGAUCACUGGGUUCAUUAUCAUGGCCAUCGUGGUCAACGUGGGUGGUGGCCCUCGUGGCGAGUUCAUUGGUGGCAGAUACUGGCACGACCCUGGUUACUACACCAACUUCAAGGGUUUGUGUACCGUGUUCGUGACGGGUGCGUUCUCGUUGGGCCAGAGUGAGUUCGUGGCUCUCUCUGCUGCCGAGCAGUCCAACCCCAGACGUGCCAUUCCCACUGCCUGUAAGUUGAUCUUCUGGAGAGUGUUCUUCUUAUUUUUGGGUUCCUUGACCAUGGUGGGUUUGUUGGUUCCUUACAAGUCCGACAGAUUGAUGGGCUCUGGCGGUGGAGGCUCCCACGCCUCGCCUUUCGUGCUUGCUGCCGAGCUCCACGGCGUGCCCGUCGUUCCAUCCAUCAUCAACGCCGUCAUUCUCUUGUCGGUGACUUCUGUGGCCUCGUCGUCGUUGUACUCGGCCUCUAGAACCUUACAAUCAUUGGCUGAACAGAACUUCGCCCCAUCCUACUUCAACUACAUCGACAAGGCCGGAAGACCAUUGAGAUCGUUGAUUGCAUGCUCCAUCAUCGGGUGCUUCUGUUUCAUUGCUGCUUACAAGAAGCAAGAAACCGUUUUCAACUGGUUGUUGGCUAUUUCCGGAUUGUCCCAACUUUUCACCUGGUUCGGUAUUUGCAUGAGUCACGUCAGAUUCAGAGCUGCUUUGCGCUACAACAACAUCUCGCUCGACUCCUUGGGGUACGUGGCUUCCACCGGUGUUUGGGGCUCCAUCUACGCCAUGACCUGGCACGUUCUCAUCUUGAUUGCCCAAUUCUGGAUCGCAUUAUUCCCAGUGGGUUCCGGCAAGCCAGAUGCCGAAAACUUCUUCCAACAGUACCUUGGUGCCAUUGUGUUGAUUUUCUUCUACUUGGGCCACAAGAUCUAUACUAGAAACUGGACCUUGUUCAUCAGAGUCCAAGAUAUGGACAUCCACACCGACAGAACCAUCUUCGACGAAGAAGUACUCAACUUGGAAAAGCAAGAAGAGGCCGAGAGAUUCAAGAACAGCUCGCUUCCAAAGAAGGUUCUCAACUUUAUGUUUAGUUAA